AUGGUCAUCUACCUACUAAACCUUCGCAUAGAGGUAAAUGCUCAAAACCUGAAAGGGCACACAGCACUAGAUUUAGUUGAAUCUGAUGCCAGUAACUCAGGUGCUCUUGCUAUUAAUUUGCCUUCAAAGAAGGCCUCGGGAUCUCAGGGCCAGCAAUAUUGCAGCCGACAUCGCAGAGCAACACUACAUGAACAUCAGAUGGAGGGGAUCAGAAAUGCCCGAAAUACGAUAAUUGUUGUGGCUGUUUUAAUAGCAACUGUUACAUUUGCUGCCGGCAUAAACCCCCCUGGCGGCUUUGACCAAGAUACUGGAAAGGCUAUAAUGGGUAGGCAAACUCCUUUCAAUGCGUUCAUGACAUUCAACAUUAGUGCAUUGUUCACUUCACUAGGUAUUGUCAAUAUUCUCGUGAGCGUUAUUCCUUUCACGCGAAAAGCCAUGAUGAAACUGUUAACACUGACACGUAAGAUCAUGUGGCUAUCUACCCUGUUCUUGUUGUCGGCUUAUAUUGCUGCCGUAUGGGCAAUUAUGCCACAUGAUAAGGAGAUGGGAUGGGUGUCCAUUGAGCUGGUUUGCCUUGGUGGAGGCUGCACAUUGACUGUGUUUUUAAUUCUAGGAGUAAUGCUUCCAAAGCAUUGGCAUAGAAAAUGGGAAUGGAGGGAAAGCAGAGAGAACAGUACCAUCAGUCGUGUUGGAGAAUCCCCAUAUAACUCGGACAUUGAUAGCUCAGAUCAAGGAGGUUACCACUUGUAUUAG
Diospyros lotus (date-plum) is the source of this 753-nucleotide messenger RNA. RefSeq names its product ankyrin repeat-containing protein ITN1-like. Bases 1 to 753 code for a protein of 250 amino acids. The record is from RefSeq and is a predicted model, not a curated record. The transcript has 2 exons. NCBI's taxonomy places the organism in Eukaryota, Viridiplantae, Streptophyta, Magnoliopsida, Ericales, Ebenaceae. Gene Ontology annotation, molecular function: protein phosphatase 1 binding; protein phosphatase regulator activity. Gene Ontology annotation, cellular component: plasma membrane.